Elgaria multicarinata webbii is the source of this 2553-nucleotide messenger RNA. Its product is annotated as vomeronasal type-2 receptor 26-like. The transcript is spliced from 6 exons. NCBI's taxonomy places the organism in Eukaryota, Metazoa, Chordata, Lepidosauria, Squamata, Anguidae. The coding region runs from base 1 to 2553 and encodes 850 amino acids. The record is from RefSeq and is a predicted model, not a curated record. Gene Ontology annotation, cellular component: plasma membrane. Gene Ontology annotation, molecular function: G protein-coupled receptor activity. Gene Ontology annotation, biological process: G protein-coupled receptor signaling pathway.
AUGAUAGACGUGCUUCUGGUACUGCUUGCUUGCAUGGGAUGCAAAGCUGACAUUGACAACUGCAGGGUUAGAGAUCCUAACCCUCCGCUUCACAAGUAUCAUCAGUCAGGAGACUUCAUCAUUGGUGGCAUUGCUACUUAUGGUCUCUUUGUCUCCAGUCCAACAGCCUUCACUGAAGAGCCCCAUCAGGCAUCGUCAGAGGAACUUGUGGUACUUCCUAAGCAUUACCAGCACAUCCUGGCCUUCGUGUUUGCAAUAAAGGAAAUCAAUGAAAACCCUCAGAUCUUACCCAAUGUCACCUUGGGCUUCCACAUCUAUGAUAGCUGUGACAAUGCAAGGAAGACCUAUCAUGCCACAAUGCUACUGUUGACUACACUGGAAAAUGUUGUCCCUAACUAUGUAUGUGAUAUCCAGAAUAGAUUAACAGCAGUUAUUGGGGGACUGGAUUCUGAAAUUUCCCUAUUUGUGGCAAACAUCUUGGAUACCUAUAAGACUCCACAGCUUAUCUAUGGCCCUGCUCCCGUGAUGAACUAUAAAAUUCCAGGCCUUCACUUCUACCAGUUGGCUCCUCAGGAACGCCUUCAGUAUGAGGGAAUUCUCUCUUUGCUUCUCCAUUUCAGGUGGACGUGGAUAGGGAUCGGUGUUAUGGAUAAUGAUAAUGGAGAAAGAUUUCUACAAGUGGUUGUUCCACUGUUUUCUAAGAGGAGUGUCUGUUUUGCCUUCAUAGAAAAGGUCCCCAAAUUAACUUUUGACAAUGAAAUUAAUGAUGCAUUUAAACAGGGAGCAAAAAUACAUGAUAAAGUGAUGGGCAGCAAAGCCAAUGUAGUGGUAGUCAAUGCAGAAUCUUAUUCCAUGGCAUUAUUCCUCUUCUUUCCAUAUCUAUCAUUACAAGAGGUCAUGGCAAAGGUAAUGAAAGGGAAAGUAUGGAUAACAACAGCACAGACAGAGUUCACUUCACUUGUCCUACAAAGGAAUUGGGAUAUAGAAAUAUUCUAUGGCGCUAUAUCCUUCAGAAUCCACUCCAGUGACCUACCUGGAUUUCAGCAGUUUCUUGAGAGCAGAAACCCUUCUACCUCUAAAGAAGAUGGUUUUGUCAAGGAUUUCUGGCAACAGGCCUUUGGCUGUGUAUUCCCACAUAGCAUAGUGGGGGAGGUGAAUGGGGACAUUUGCACAGGGGAGGAGAAGCUGGAAAGCCUUCCUGGAUCAUUCUUUGAAAUGAGCACAAUUGGACACAGCUAUAGCAUCUACAAUGCUGUCUAUACUAUGGCCCAUGCCCUACAUCAUGCCAUGUCAUCUUCAAGAGCUGAACAUGGUGCAAUGAAGGAUGGAGUGGAAUCCAAAUUUCAGAAUCUACAAAUUGGGCAGCUCCAACCAUUUCUAAAAUGGAUCUCAUUUAACAACAAUGCAGGGGACAGAGUUUCCUUCAACCAGAAUGGGGAGCUAGUUGCUGGAUUGGAUGUGAUCAAUUGGAUUAUCUUUUCCAACCAUUCAUUUCAUAGGAUGAGAGUAGGGAGGAUGGAUCCUGAGGCUCCCCAAGGUCAAGCAUUCGCCAUUGAUGAGGAUGCCAUAUCAUGGAAUAGCUGGUUUAAUCAGUACGAUUGCAUCCCAUGUCCAGAAGGGAAGAUUUCAAACCAGGAUGACAUGAAUGAUUGCCAUAAAUGCACUGAGGAAAACUAUCCAAACGAAAAACAGGAUGGCUGUAUUCACAAGGCUGUAACCUUCUUGUCUUAUGAAGAACCUUUAGGAUUUAGUUUAGCCUCUUUUGCCGUCUCCUUUUCAUUGACUACAGUUCUGGUGCUGGGAACCUUUCUGAAGCACCACAACACCCCCAUUGUCAAAGCCCACAACCGGGACCUCACCUACACUCUACUCAUCACCCUCUCUGUCUCCUUUCUUUGUGCAUUGCUGUUUAUUGGCCAUCCUCAGAAAGUGACAUGUCUCCUCCGACAAACAACUUUUGGACUCAUCUUCUCAGUGGCUGUGUCUUGUGUGCUGGCAAAAACCAUCACGGUGGUUCUGGCUUUCAUGGCCACCAAACCAGGGUCCAGGAUGAGGAAGUGGGUGGGGAAAAGACUGGCCAUCUCCAUUGUUCUUUUCUGCUCCCUCAUCCAAGCAAGCAUCUCUACUUUAUGGCUGGCCACCUCUCCACCUUUCCCAGAUAUGGACAUGCACUCAGUGGCUAAAGAAAUUGUGCUACAGUGUAAUGAACAGUCCGUGACUCUGUUUUGUUGUGUUCUGGGCUACAUGAGUUUCCUGGCAAUGGUGAGUUUCACCGUGGCUUUCCUUGCAAGGAAGCUCCCUGACAGUUUCAAUGAAGCCAAGUUUAUCACUUUCAGCAUGUUGGUCUUCUGCAGUGUGUGGUUAUCCUUUGUUCCAUCCUAUCUGAGCUCUAAGGGAAAAUACAUGGUAGCCGUGGAGAUCUUUUCUAUCUUAGCCUCAAGUGCUGGGUUGUUGGUUUGUAUCUUUUCUCCCAAAUGUUACAUUAUAUUGUUGAGACCUCAGCUGAACACAAGGGAACAGCUAAUAAGGAGAAAAGAUGGAAGAAGUAUGUAA